GUUAACUCGACGCUGGCGUCGAGCCUAAAAAACGUGCUCUAAAAGUCAAGGAAUUUGAACAUAAAUAAAUAUGACUCUAUCUAAAAUAAAUUAUUCUCAUGAAAACUAAUUUAAGAAAUAUUAAAUCAAAGUUAUAAUUAUAUUAUAACUUAAUAAAAAAUGAUAUUUGUUUUAUUAAAUAAUUAAGGCCUAAAUAAAAGUGAAAUAAUGAAGUUUUAUUGUAAAAAUAGUGGACAAUACCCUCUAGUUUUUUAUUUAUUACAAAUCAUUAUAGUGUCUGUGACUACAGUAUGGUCUGUGAAAAUCAACAGGUUGCUGGUGCCGGAAGUGGCACGUCCAGGUUUUCCCAUUAUCCUGGAUUGUGACUACACUUUGGAAGGCAAAGACGAUGGUCUUGUAGUUAAAUGGUUUUUUAACGACCUACCAUUACCAGUAUACCAGUGGAUACCAACUAUACACAAAAAACCCCAAGUUUUAGGGAUACUAAAGGGCCGUUUGAACCUGAAUUAUUCAGCCAGCAAGGACAUGCACACCGAGCACCGAGCUUUGCACAUCAUCCAGCCCGGACCAGACUUGUCCGGAAACUACACCUGUCUAGUGUCCACUUUCAAUAACGAAGAUCAAAAGACUAAGGGGAUGCUCGUACUCGUUCCUGCAAAAAGCUUCGAGUUAAGCCAAGAAAACACGGGCGAUGGUAUGUUGCAAGUGAUUUGUUAUGCCGAGGGCGUUUUCCCCAAACCGAACAUGACGCUACUGAUGGGAAAUAGCGAAGUAAACGAUUCGAUGGUGUCUGUGGAGCAGAGAGCGGGGCUGUUUAAUAUUCGCAUGGUGGCUGAGGUGCCGUCCUUGAGGGCCCCCGAAGAGUUCGCAUGCGAAUUACGCGUCCCACAGGCGAACUACACCGUCAGCAAAAAAGUCAUAUACUAUCCAGUUAGUAGCGCAGUAAGUGAUUCCCACAACGUGAUUUUAAACUUUAUAAUGGCACUAUUUAUAAACUACGUCUUUUUUAUAGGUUAAACACUUUAAAGCGUAAUCUUCAAAUGGCCAAAAUUUAUGUAAAAUAUUUUCUAUAAAUGUGUAAAUUUAAAAGAAUGUUGCUAUAAUUAUUCCCCUAAAUAAAAUUCUG
This is a messenger RNA of Brassicogethes aeneus, 1126 nucleotides long. NCBI's taxonomy places the organism in Eukaryota, Metazoa, Arthropoda, Insecta, Coleoptera, Nitidulidae. The record is from the annotation of a GenBank genome assembly.